Rotaria socialis is the source of this 480-nucleotide messenger RNA. The record is from the annotation of a GenBank genome assembly. NCBI's taxonomy places the organism in Eukaryota, Metazoa, Rotifera, Eurotatoria, Philodinida, Philodinidae.
AUGCAUAAGAAGCGAAACUAUGGUAACAAAAGAAUUGACAAUUGGUUGAUAUAUUUACAAGAUUUAAUACCACAAAUUAUUGAAAUAAAGUAUAGGCGUGGUAUUGACAAUAUCGGUCAUGGUUAUCUUACUCGAUAUGAAACAAUUGAUAGUGACAAUCAGCAACAGUCACUUUCUGCCAUCACUCGAUCUAUAACAAAACAAGCAACUACAAGUGCUUCGUCAUUACCAACCGUGACCGAAGAUCACCCGACAACAUCAACACCUCUACUUAAAUCUACCUCAAUUUUAGACUUUUCUUUGGAAAAGAUCAAAAGUGAACAAAUCAUGAUAUUGAUAUUCAACUUAUUAUUUCACGUAUUCAUGCCCAACAGAAAAUGGAUAACUAUGUACUGUACAGCAACAUCUUAUUUCGUCUUAUCACCAAGAAAAACGAUAGUACCAAGAGCACGUUUCCUUAUUUACCUGUGUCAAUGCUAA